CUAUAAACCCCAAGAGGAUAAAGACAACUUUCAACCGUCUCUUCCCUUCUUUUUUGUAACUACAUUGUCACUCUUUUUGUUCGGAAUUUGUAAAAUCAUCAAAAUGCUGCGCAUUGCUACACUUUCGAUUCUGGCCCUGGGUGAGCUUGCCUCCGCCCACGUUGUAGCCUGGCAUCAAGGCAUGUACUGCCUUGGGGGGAACGACACAUCGGUCGACGACGCCAAUACCAACCUUGCCGUGAAUCCUCUGUACGACCUUCCCAAGUCUCAAUGGUGGUUCCAAGCCGGCCGGGGUUGCGAUCAAGCUCCCCCAGCCGAUGGGGUCUUCCUGGAAUUACCUGCUGGUCAGAAUUUCACCGUUGAGCUUGCUCAUAACCGUGCUCAAACUACACUCUCGUAUAACGGCCAGUACGCCGGAGAGUGGCCUGACGGCAAAGAUCAUCCUGAGGACUGGGCUGGGCCGGGCUCACCACCAGACUGCAUCCAGGAUGAUGGAGCCAUGCAUACCCAAAAUGAGACUAUGGCUGCCGGAACGGUGUUUGCGAUCAGUUAUACGUCGGAUCUGAGUCAGGUAACGAUGGAGAAUUUGGUCGUGUUUACUGUACUGGAGCACACGCCAUGGAAACGCAUUGCUACCUAUGACGUACCCGCAGAUCUUCCACCAUGCCCUAAUGGGGGCUGCAUUUGCGCAUGGGGUUGGGUCCCGCAAGGAUGUGGACAGCCUAACAUGUACAUGGCAGGAUACAGAUGUAACGUGACCGGAUCAAGCUCGACCAAGCAACUCGCAUCAGCCCAAGUUCCGAAAUAUUGUGCCAAUGACACUUCUGAAUGUGUUAGCGGCGCCAAGCAGAUCCUAGUCAUGAACCAGGCUGAUGGAAACAAUGUUGUUUCGCCAGACAACGAUUUCGUAGCCUACAACGAGAAAUGGGGAUUCCAGAAUGGUGCACAAAACGAUAUCUUUUUGUAAGCCACAACUCGUUCGACGUAUUGAGGAUGAGGGUUUCGGUAAAGCGGUAUCUUAAGCGGGCAUUUUAUAUUAUGUUUCAUUACACACAUAAGCAGGAUGUUUGGGCUUGGCCAUUAAGCUUUUUCUUCCUAGGUUUUACAAGAUCUCUUGAGAUUUUGUAGAAGCUUUCUAUAACUAUACACAAGAUUUCAGGGUACAGAGUUAUUAAACCCCUAUUCAAACUUCGAAAGUGUAUUUUCAGCGUAGAAUGUUUGCAAGGCGUUUUCAAUGUCAAAUAUUAGCUAGUUGUCUUACAAUUACUACUUUGAGAAACAUAGGCUUUUAAACAUUGAA
Molecule: messenger RNA, 1300 nt
Organism: Talaromyces proteolyticus
Lineage: Eukaryota; Fungi; Ascomycota; Eurotiomycetes; Eurotiales; Trichocomaceae
Exons: 5
Coding region: 104-967 (287 amino acids)
Source: RefSeq, a predicted model, not a curated record